Scheffersomyces stipitis CBS 6054 is the source of this 1113-nucleotide messenger RNA. RefSeq names its product dihydroorotase (gene URA4). NCBI's taxonomy places the organism in Eukaryota, Fungi, Ascomycota, Pichiomycetes, Serinales, Debaryomycetaceae. The record is from RefSeq and is a predicted model, not a curated record. The transcript has a single exon. Gene Ontology annotation, cellular component: cytoplasm. The coding region runs from base 1 to 1113 and encodes 370 amino acids. Gene Ontology annotation, molecular function: dihydroorotase activity. Gene Ontology annotation, biological process: pyrimidine nucleotide biosynthetic process; 'de novo' pyrimidine nucleobase biosynthetic process.
AUGUCUGUACCUACUGAGAUUGAAUUAGGAAUCACUGCUGAUUUGCAUGUUCACUUACGUGAAGGUGCCAUGAUGGAGUUGAUCACUCCUACAGUAAAGCAGGGUGGAUUUUCCAUUGCAUACGUCAUGCCCAACUUGGUCCCUCCAGUGACUAGUAUUGAGAGAGUGACUACCUACCACGAACUGUUGAAGAAAUUGAGUCCUACCACGACCUUCUUGAUGUCGUUCUAUUUAAGCAAGGAAUUGACACCAGAGUUGAUCGAAGAGGCAGGCUCUAAGAAGAUUAUCUAUGGUAUCAAGUGCUAUCCUGCUGGAGUCACCACCAAUUCUAAGUUUGGAGUUGAUCCCAACGACUUUUCAUCGUUCUAUCCUAUAUUUGAAGUAAUGCAAAAACAUGGUUUGGUGUUGAACAUCCAUGGAGAAAAGCCUGCUGUCAAGAAUACUACGCAAUCUGAAGAAGAUGACAUUCAUGUGUUAAAUGCGGAACCAAAGUUCUUGCCUGCUUUAAGAAAAUUACAUCAAGAUUUCCCCAAACUUAAAAUAGUGUUGGAACACUGCACUACCCUGGACGCAGUGGCAUUAAUCAGGGAACUCAACAAGGAUACGAAGCCAGAAGACGAGGUGUAUGUAGCUGGCACAAUUACUGCGCACCAUUUGUCUUUGACAAUCGACAAUUGGGCUGGUAAUCCAAUAAAUUUCUGCAAGCCAGUCGCGAAAUUGCCCAAGGACAAGCGAGCUUUGGUUGAAGCAGCAACUAGCGGAGAAAGAUGGUUUUUCUUUGGGUCUGACUCAGCUCCUCACCCAAUCGAGGCCAAGAGCACUCAUGUUGGAGUCUGCGCUGGUGUUUAUACUCAAAGUCAUGCACUUGGCUACCUUGCUGACGUAUUCGAAGAACUGAACAAGUUGGAAAACUUAGUUAAAUUUGCAAGUACAAACGGUCUCGGUUUCUAUGCGCAACCACAAAUUUUGGAACAGGCUGCGAAACUUGACAAACAAAGGGCGUGGGUAGUCAAGAGACCAGUACAGGUACCGGAAGUGAUUGCCAACCUGCAAUUGAGAGUGGUUCCAUUCAGAGCCGGAGAGACAUUGAACUGGGCUGUGGAAUGGAGAUGA